ACCAAAGGUAGUUCAGGAUUUAGGUACACACGAAAGCAGGAUACCUGAAGCAGGCGCCACCCACCCUUCGUCGGGCCCUACUCCAACGCGGCCAUCCAGCAGCAGUGUCUGGACGUAUGCUUCUAAUCUCGAGCCCGAACGAAUGACCCUUUCCAGCUGUACUUCGCCUUCAGCCACCAACACAGGGAUACUAUAUCUUCGAAUUAAAAGAAUUGAAGAUAUUGUGCUGGAGGCUCCAGAUGAGGAUACCAUGCUCUCUGUCCGCAUCGAUACUGGGCGUGAGAAGAUCGACACAGAUUAUAUGCCCUGGAAGAGCGAUAGCAUUCUAUUUAACCAAGAGUUUUGUCUGAAUCAAAUUAUCAGUGUGGAGUUCCAAACUGUCAAUGACUGGGUUGAUUUGACGGACUAUGACUCCUAUCCCUCUUCUCUCCCUGAUGAUUACACUGCCACGUAUUUGAAUGUUGAGAACUGCAACAAUAAGGACAAAAACAAUGGCAACGCUGCAGAGGGUGGAGAUUCAGGCAUCAUCGCAAAGAUAUUGGCAUCCGUAUGCUUCAUUCCUGGUCCUGAGAUGGACCCCGAGGAUGCUAUUUAUGAAGAUGAAGACCAUAUCCCGACAGAACCUCAAAAUUUAGUCGAAUGUCAGAUGGGUCUACGGUACUUUGAGUGGUCGAAAGGGUCAGGAGAGAAAUAUAGGGAUGCAGUGGCUCAUGCAGCUGCCAGCAACACUAAGAAGCGUUUGGUGAGACUAGAUUUCCGCACAGAUUCUGAAGAUAUGGCAGAAGCCUGGGUGGAAGCACUAUUAAGCAACAGUCUUGAGCGACCGCUGAGGCCAUAUUGGUUAGGAGAGUACGAACAAUAA
Messenger RNA from Lobosporangium transversale, 862 nucleotides. RefSeq lists its product as hypothetical. NCBI's taxonomy places the organism in Eukaryota, Fungi, Mortierellomycota, Mortierellomycetes, Mortierellales, Mortierellaceae. Bases 143 to 862 code for a protein of 239 amino acids. The record is from RefSeq and is a predicted model, not a curated record. The transcript has 4 exons.